Messenger RNA from Clonostachys byssicola, 642 nucleotides. The record is from the annotation of a GenBank genome assembly. Lineage: Eukaryota; Fungi; Ascomycota; Sordariomycetes; Hypocreales; Bionectriaceae.
AUGCCCCAUGUCGAGUACCGGCCACCUGUGGGCGACUAUGAAGAAUGCCCAGCCGUCCACCACGGCUCCAUCGCGUCACCAUACAAGUCGAUCAGAGAUCCCCAGCUCAGGGAUCAGUUCGCCGCAGAAAACAACGUUCUCUGCUUUGAAACGGGGGCAGCAGGGCUGAUGAGCACAUUUCCGUACCUCUUGAUCCGUGGCAUUACCGACUACGCAGAUACGCAUAACAGUACCAAGUGGCGCGGAUAUGCCGCUGCCGCUGCCGCUGCCUAUUCUCGACAUCUUCUCCACGUCCUGGGUGACCAAGACGUUGAAGAUGAGCCGACGUUUCAGGUUUACGCUGAGCGCAAGGCGGCCAAAGAUGCUGCCUCGUCUUCCGCCGACAGACCUGCUGCUGGCGAUGUUCCACCUGUGCUCAGGCCACAGAACAAACAGGACAAGUCGAUGAUAGGGUACUUUCUCCAAACUGAGAUCGACGCAGCAAACCGCCGGGAUCGGAAAGGUCUGGAGGCGGAUCUCAUCAAGCUGAUGGGGAUAAAUAGCGAUAUCGUGUGGGAGCCACUGAUCCUAGAGCUCGAACAAUUUCAUAGGAAAUGGCAGAUAACGCAGCCCCUUGUACGAGAGGGGAGAAAGAUUGUAUAG